UCAUCUAAAGCGCCUGGAUCGGGUCGUGGACCGGGCUCCGCAGGAGCGGGCACUAGUGGCUGCCGUGCCGUCGGGGCCGGGGAAGAGAUCGGACGAUGUGGCUACGGGACUGACGCACACCUCACCCAGGGGAUACCCUGAACCCACCAACCAUACCGACACCUCCUGAACACGGCCACACACACAGAGACAGAUGGGAAAAGGGGAUGGGGUUGGCUAGCUAGUUGGCUGACCACGUCUGCGUCUUGAUCAGUGACUGGGAAGAUGGCGAUGGGCAGCUCCUCAUCGAUUAGCGGCACGAUGGCUAAAUCCUCAUCCACGUUGGGAUCGUCAUCGCUCUCAGUCGCUCUCAGCAUCGCUGCCGCCCACAAUGAAGCUGCAUUCGUGUGUGCAUGACCCGACGCACAAUCAAAUGAGUCUCGCGCUAUCCGCUAGCCCCGGCCCGACUGCUGCUCUUCCUUCUUACUCAU
Molecule: messenger RNA, 470 nt
Organism: Vitrella brassicaformis
Lineage: Eukaryota; Vitrellaceae
Source: the annotation of a GenBank genome assembly